Messenger RNA from Monoraphidium neglectum, 163 nucleotides. RefSeq lists its product as hypothetical. The transcript has 2 exons. The annotation marks the transcript as partial. Gene Ontology annotation, molecular function: peptidyl-prolyl cis-trans isomerase activity. The record is from RefSeq and is a predicted model, not a curated record. Gene Ontology annotation, cellular component: thylakoid; chloroplast. Lineage: Eukaryota; Viridiplantae; Chlorophyta; Chlorophyceae; Sphaeropleales; Selenastraceae.
AUGGAGGCCCUGAAGGACAAGGACUAUGGGAAGCCUCGCAUGAAGUAUGGGGACUUCACGACCACCAGCAGCGGCCUGCAGUACCUGGAUCUCAAGCCAGGGGAGGGGGCGCAGCCGCAGAAGGGGCAGACUGUCGUGGUCGACUGGAGCGGGUACACCAUAG